Messenger RNA from Cherax quadricarinatus, 1498 nucleotides. The record is from RefSeq and is a predicted model, not a curated record. NCBI's taxonomy places the organism in Eukaryota, Metazoa, Arthropoda, Malacostraca, Decapoda, Parastacidae.
AUGCCCUGCGUCGUAACGUCAACGUACCUCCAUACCAAUGUCCUACAAAUCAUAGUAACCACAAUAAUAAUAUUACAGGUUCCAUACAUCAAUGGAUCGCCGCAAAACACCUUCGUUCCAGGCUGCAUCGAGCUAGCGGAACAGCGGAAGAUCUUCAUAGGGGGCGACGACUUCAAGUCCGGCCAGACAAAGUUGAAGUCUGUCCUGGUGGACUUCCUAGUAAGCGCCGGAAUCAAACCCAAGUCAAUUGUCAGCUACAAUCACCUGGGCAACAAUGAUGGCAAGAACCUCAGCGCCCCACAGACUUUCAGGUCCAAGGAGAUUUCAAAGAGUAAUGUAGUGGAUGAUGUGGUGGAGUCCAACAAGGUGCUGUAUCCUGACAGUAAGGGCCCUGACCACUGUGUGGUGAUCAAGUAUGUGCCCCACGUGGGAGACACCAAGCGGGCCAUGGAUGAGUACUCGUCUGAGAUCAUGAUGGCUGGCACGAACACCAUCGUUGUCCACAACACUUGUGAGGACUCGCUCUUGGCUGCUCCGCUCAUCAUUGAUUUGGUCGUCCUGGCCGAGCUGUGCCAGCGGAUCCAUUUCCGUGUUGACAACCAGCCAGAUUUCCAGGCGUUCAACUCGGCCUUGUCCAUCCUGAGCUACCUGUGCAAGGCACCGGUCGUUCCAGCCGGCACUCCAGUUGUCAAUUCGCUUUUCCGCCAGCGGAGUUGCAUUGAGAACGUCCUCCGUGCAUGCAUCGGACUCCAGCCCAUCAAUCAUAUGCUGCUAGAGUACAAACACCAGUACAUCACUAAGCGUGUCGAUGCUGGGCAGGACGAGAUGGAGAUUCCAGUCGAGACCAAUGGUGAAGUCAAUGGAUGUGUUGUUUAGCGGGGUGUUGAUGACUGCUGUACGUGGUCUUGAUGAUGGAUUUACAGAUUUGUUGUUGACGAUUACUGUAUGUCGAAUUGAUGAAUUUACCGAUGCAUCAUUGAUGACUGUGGCGUUGAUGAUGGAUUUACAGAUACAUCAUUGACGACUUCUGUACAAGGUGUUGAUGAUGCAUUUACUGAUCUGUAAUUGACGACUACUGUACAUGGCAUUGAUGACAUUUACUGAUCCAUCAUUGACGACUACAUGGCAUUGAUGAUACAUAUACUGAUCCGUAGUUGAUGACUGAGGCCUUGAUGACUACUGUACAUGGCAUUGAUGAUGAAUAUUCCCUGUAUGUAUGACACACUAGUACACACAGUGUAGUAACACUGUAGUAACAAAAAAACAGUAUAGUAACAGUGCAGGAAUACAGUAACACAAUGUAACAGUAACACAGUGUAGUAACAGUGUAAUAAUGUAACAGUGGAACACAAUGUAAUACAGUGUAGUAACACAGUAUAACAAUGUAACACAAUAUAGCACAGCAUAACACACAAUAUAACAAGAGUAUAAUACAGUACAGCACAUAGUAUAACACACACUAUAAUUUAUAUCAAGACAUUAAAGGUUUUACUGGUUU